Molecule: messenger RNA, 1980 nt
Organism: Lolium perenne
Lineage: Eukaryota; Viridiplantae; Streptophyta; Magnoliopsida; Poales; Poaceae
Product: squalene synthase 1
Biological process (GO): farnesyl diphosphate metabolic process; lipid biosynthetic process
Cellular component (GO): endoplasmic reticulum membrane
Molecular function (GO): squalene synthase [NAD(P)H] activity
Source: RefSeq, a predicted model, not a curated record
ACCAUUGACCAAUCUGGCCGGAGGCUUUUGAGAGCAGCAGCGGCGGCAGUCUCAGCCGUGGCUACUCCACCAUGCCUGCGUGCCCUGCUAGCCACGCUCUCGCUGAUGGAGCUCGUGCACGGUGCACCGGCGCCUUCUCCCGUGCUGGCCAACACGGAUGCGGCCGACCGCCAUAGACUUCCAGGAUGUGUUCUCCCCUUCCGUGUCUACCCUGGCCGCGCAGCCACCCACCUCGUUGACCAUGUGCUGUUCGCGUACUCGCUAACUACGUGGUCGCCGGAGCUUCCCGAGGUCGGGUUCGCCGGAAUUGAAGACGCCGGCGGUGCUCGGCCCGGUCUUCGUCGGGGUGGUCGCUCCCGAGCUUUCCAACCUCGAUGGAGGCAUAUAGGAGGUGCGAAUCGUCCCUAUGAUUUUCCUACAGCGGCGUUGCUUCCUCCGUAGGCAAUUGCUCGCCGGAGUGGCUCGCAGCUCAAUUUCGUGGCCAUACAACUUUAAGAUAAAUUGCGGAAGUUGGACUCGAACUCGAUGCCGUGGGCUCUAAUAGCAUGUCAAUCUUCAAGCAGUGGUGAAUGCAACCAAAAGUUUAAAGUUUAAACUGAUGCAAGGCAAUCCACAUAUACACAUCUACAAUAUCCACUAUGUUGACAGGUACACGCAGGUGGAACAAACCACUUCAAAGUGCUGAUGGAUAAGUUCCGAUACGUCUCGACGGCUUUCCUGGAACUGGAUCAAGGAUAUCAAAAGCCAAUUGAAGAAAUCACUAGGCUAAUGGGAGCAGGAAUGGCAAAAUUUAUAUGUCAGGAGGUUGAAACUAUUGAUGACUAUGAUGAGUAUUGCCACUAUGUAUCAGGGCUAGUAGGCUAUGGACUUUCUAGGCUCUUUCAUGCUGCUGGGACAGAAGAUCUGGCUUCAGACCAGCUUUCAAAUUCAAUGGGUUUGUUCCUGCAGAAAAACAGUAUAAUAAGGGAUUAUUUGGAGGACAUAAAUGAGAUACCAAAGUGCCGUAUGUUCUGGCCUCGAGAAAUAUGGAGUAAAUAUGUUGAUAAGCUUGAGGGCCUCAAGUAUGAGGAAAAUUCAGAAAAAGCAGUGCAAUGCUUGAAUGAUAUGGUGACUAAUGCUUUGAUCCACGCUGAAGAUUGCCUUCAAUACAUGUCAUUGUUGAAAGAUUAUACCAAUUUUCGCCUUUGUGCAAUACCUCAGGUAACGGCAAUUGGGACAUUUGCUAUUUUCUACAAUAAUGUGAAUAUCUUUAGAGGAGCUGUUAAGAUGAGGCGUGGGCUAAUUGCACGAAUAAUUGAUGAGACAAGAUCAAUGACAGAUGUAUAUUCUGCUUUCUAUGAGUUCUCUUCAUUGCUAGAAUCGAAGAUUAAUGAUAACGACCCAAGUGCUGCGCUGACACGGAAGCGUGUGGAUGCAAUAAAGAAAACUUGCAAGUCAUCCGGUUUGCUAAAGAGAAGGGGAUAUGACCUGGAAAAGUCGAAGUAUAGUUCUAUGCUGAUCAUGCUUGCACUUCUUCUGGUGGCUAUUAUCUUUGGUGUACUAACGCCAAGUGAUUCGGUCAACAUGGUCCUUGUAUAUUCUAAGUGACACCACCUAUCCUUGUAAGGCAAUCUGUUUCUUAGUAACGAACUGACAAUAUUUCGUUUGUAACCUUUGAUUCUGGCAAACUCCGCACUUCACAACGCCGAUUCUGAAUUGCAUCGCGUAAGUUUCACAUGUGUACCUGCUGAUUGCAUACGGAUAUGGGUGCGUGUAGUAUUGUGCUACCAAUACCAUGAUGGCAUUCUCUUUACUUUUCAUGUGGAGUAUGUUGUUUCAGUGUGAAGCUGUCUGGAUUUUGGAGAAACCUGUAACAUAUAUGCCACGAAUUCGGUAUAGCGCCUUGUUUGAUGAGGACCACUAAGCAUAUCCUGUUCAUUUGUGACUUAUAUACGUGAUGAAAAUAUUGUUUUCAAUGCUAUAUGUGCAAUUUCAAUAUAA